CAUGGGAGUGUGCCUUUAGGGUAUCAAUUGAUCAGUGAAAAGCCUUCCCUCCCCUCCCCCUCCACUUCCUCAACGAAUACUCCUUACCAAAUCACCCUUUACCAAUAUUGUUUCCCCGACCAUAUUAUCCCCAGCGAACCGACCAAUACCCAAUCUAUGCAGCUCAAGCACCGGAAGAUCCUAACGAAAUGGCAAUUUUCUCACUACUACCGACCGGACCACUAGCUCUUGAUGAUCUCGAGGCAUUUUUUUCUUCCCUCCCGCCGUCGCCAGCCUGGGCACCGUUCUGGGAUAGUCUGUUCGACGGCUUAGGGACUUGCAUACUCGUGUGGACCCAGGUCUACUUCUUAGGCAUGUCGACUAAUAUCACUAUCCAACUUGCCGGCUUUAUUGCCAUCCACCUUGUUACAUUACCUAUUGUAGCUUGGCAUGCCUACUAUGGUGAUGGAUGGACUGAGGAAGCGGUGUAUCAGUGUCUGGGGAUUGUUCCUGUACUGGUUUUGGACAUGAUCACUAUUCAUAUGCUGUACCGUCGGCCGCGAGAGAGGUUGGGUAUGUGAUGUUAUAUAUUUAUUACAUUUUUCGUGCUUUCCCCUUCAAGGCCCUAUAUUUUGCGCAUAUGGCUAGUGACUGACGGAUUUGACUGAA
Molecule: messenger RNA, 648 nt
Organism: Aspergillus eucalypticola CBS 122712
Lineage: Eukaryota; Fungi; Ascomycota; Eurotiomycetes; Eurotiales; Aspergillaceae
Exons: 1
Coding region: 189-560 (123 amino acids)
Source: RefSeq, a predicted model, not a curated record